AUCGGUCCCUGUCAGGACAGGUCUCAGUCAGGGGCAGUGCUGCUGUCUGAUGCGAGAGGAUCCGUCUCCGAAUGUACUACCGUUGUUGCCGGUGAGUGGCGCCACAUACGAUCAGCGGUACAUGAGCUGCCUGGGUAAUUUUUUUUGCACACGGCGGAACAAGAUCAGUUUUUGCCAAACAUGGCAUCCAUGAUCACGCCGACAAUGCUCGUCGUUAUUUUACUGCUUUGUGGUCUUGACUACGCUUCCAUGUUCCAAGUGUUGGACUUGACUCACGAUCUGAGUGCUAAAACGUUGUACUGGCCUGGAAAUCCGUCAUACAACUUCACGGAACUAGCGAGAGGACAAAUGGACAAUUUCUGGUAUGAGUCUAACUUCAUUGCCACGGCUGAACAUGGCGGUACACAUGUCGACUCGCCUGCGCACUUUUACGAGGGAGGAUGGCGAACACAACAGAUACCCAUGGAAAGGCUGACAGGACCGGGUGUUGUCAUCGAUGUGAAGGACAAAGCUCGUGAUAAUCCGGAUUACCGAGUGCUACUAAAUGACAUAACAGAAUGGGAAUCUGUAAACGGACGGAUUCCGGACAAUGCUGCAGUCAUUAUGAAUUCCGGUUGGGGAGCGAAAUAUCCGAACAAAACAGCCGUGUUUGGGACAGAAACUCCGAGUGUACCCAGUACAUUUCAUUUUCCCGCUUGGCACCAAGAUACAGUCACGUGGCUGAUCAACCAGCGACAUGUGUACAUGAUUGGGGUAGACACACCCUCCACAGAUUUUGGCCAAUCAUCAACCUUUCCAACACAUGUAGUGCUGUCUAAGCACAAUGUGGUUGGUUUAGAAAAUGUUGCAAAUCUAGAUACAAUUCCGGUUUCGGGAACUCGCAUAUUUGCCGCUGUUACCAAAAUAAAGGAUGGGAGUGGCGGUCCGGCCAGAAUUUUUGCAACAAUUUCGACAGAGGACGAAAAAUGCACUAAUUCUGGACCGCUCCGACUUCCGCUUUCAGUUUUAAGUUUGAUCUGCGUUGGUGUGGCUACCAUCAUGUUCAUGUAUCAUGAUGAACAGAUCUAGACAUCAGAGGAGUUUCCAAUUAACAAGAAAGUGUAUACAUUAUCAUGGAUUUGAUAUAAAGUCAAACAUCUACACUUGAUGUUAAUUUUAAUGUUGCAACAACUUUACCUCUGCCACUGACUGACUAAAUUUUCUAACUCUAACGUUUACAUUUCAAGACAACCGUGACCUAUAUCUCUUUUUAAGGACAAAUACGUAUGUAUGUAUAUAUUCUCAAUCGGAUUUAUUAUUAACACUUUUUUCAUACAUGUAAAUCUUAAAUGUAAACAUUUUAAUAAAGUAUAUUUUUUAUUUGCAACAA
This is a messenger RNA of Ylistrum balloti, 1369 nucleotides long. RefSeq names its product isatin hydrolase-like. The record is from RefSeq and is a predicted model, not a curated record. The transcript has 3 exons. Gene Ontology annotation, molecular function: arylformamidase activity. The coding region runs from base 181 to 1068 and encodes 295 amino acids. Lineage: Eukaryota; Metazoa; Mollusca; Bivalvia; Pectinida; Pectinidae.